This is a messenger RNA of Sciurus carolinensis (gray squirrel), 6568 nucleotides long. RefSeq names its product desmoglein 1 (gene Dsg1). Gene Ontology annotation, cellular component: desmosome; plasma membrane. The transcript is spliced from 15 exons. The record is from RefSeq and is a predicted model, not a curated record. Gene Ontology annotation, molecular function: calcium ion binding; gamma-catenin binding. Gene Ontology annotation, biological process: homophilic cell-cell adhesion. The coding region runs from base 174 to 3485 and encodes 1103 amino acids. Lineage: Eukaryota; Metazoa; Chordata; Mammalia; Rodentia; Sciuridae.
GUACCUGCAGUCCUUCUCACAGAGAAGGCAGAAACACCUCAAAGCCUGCAUGUACGAACAUCUACUGAGAAAUUAUUUUAAUCAGACACCAGCUGAGUGGGAGAAAGAAAAAGAACAGAGAAGAACAAACAAAACUCCCUAGAUCUUGGAUGUAAGGGAACCCAGCAGCAGCAAUGGACUGGCAUUCCUUCCGAACAGCUGCAGUGCUAUUCAUUUUCCUGGUUGUGGCGGAAGUUAACAGUGAAUUUCGAAUCCAGGUUAGAGAUUAUAACACUAAAAAUGGCACCAUCAAGUGGAAUUCAGUCAGAAGGCAAAAACGUGAGUGGAUCAAAUUUGCUGCAGCCUGCCGUGAAGGGGAAGACAACUCCAAGAGAAACCCGAUUGCCAAGAUCCAUUCAGACUGUGCUGCCAACCAGCAAGUUACAUACCGCAUCUCUGGAGUAGGAAUUGAUCAACCACCUUAUGGAAUCUUCAUUAUUAACCAAAAAACUGGUGAAAUUAAUAUAACAUCCAUAGUUGAUCGAGAGGUCACUCCAUUUUUCAUCAUCUAUUGCCGAGCUCUGAAUUCACUGGGCCAAGAUUUGGAGAGACCUCUUGAGCUUAGAGUCAGGGUUUUGGAUAUCAACGACAAUCCACCGGUGUUUUCCAUGUCUACAUUUCUAGGACAAAUAGAAGAAAAUUCUAAUGCAAAUACACUGGUGAUGAGACUCAAUGCUACUGAUGCAGAUGAACCAAACAAUUUGAACUCAAAAAUAGCCUUCAAGAUCAUAAGACAGGAACCUUCCGAUUCACCAAUGUUUAUCAUCAACAGAUAUACUGGAGAAAUUCGAACAAUGAAUAAUUUUCUAGACAGAGAGCAAUAUGGCCGUUAUUCUCUUGCUGUAAGAGGCUCAGACAGAGAUGGUGGGGCAGACGGCAUGUCAGCAGAGUGCGAAUGCAACAUUAAAAUCCUCGAUGUCAAUGAUAACAUCCCGUACAUGGAACAGUCUUCUUACUCUGUAAGUAUCGAAGAAAAUGCUCUCUAUUCAGACUUGCUCCAGAUUAGAGUAAUUGAUUUGGAUGAAGAAUACUCAGCUAACUGGAUGGCAGUAAUUUUCUUUAUCUCUGGAAAUGAGGGAAAUUGGUUUGAAAUAGAAAUGAACGAAAGAACCAACGUAGGAAUUCUAAAGGUUGUUAAGCCCUUAGAUUAUGAAGCUAUGAACAAUCUGCAACUUAGCAUUGGAGUUAGAAAUAAAGCUGAAUUUCACCAUUCAAUUAUAUCUCAAUAUAAACUCACAGCAACUGCAAUCUCUGUGGUUGUGUUAAAUGUAGUGGAAGGCGCAGUGUUCCGCCCUGGUUCAAAGACAUUUGCAGUAACAAGUAAUAUGGGAGCAAAUUAUAAAGUAGGAGACUUCAUAGCUACUGACUUGGACACAGGUCUAGCUUCAACAACUGUUAGAUAUGUGAUGGGAAAUAAUCCAGCUGACCUGCUAGCUGUUGAUGCAAAAACAGGCAUCAUCACUUUGAGAAACAGAGUCACCCAGGAACAAUAUGACAGACUUGGGGGACGAUACCAAGGAACAAUUCUAUCUAUCGAUGAUUCUCUUCAAAGAACUUGCACUGGCACAAUUGUUAUCGACCUUCAAGGUUCUGGCUGGGAAACUAAUAACCAGGGUGGUACCAGCAGCGGUGGCGCCGGUGGCAGUACUGGUGGCGGUGGCGGUGGCAGUGGUGGUGGUACUGGCAGCGAUACAGGUACCAGUACUGAAACCAGUACCAGUACCGAGGGGGAUCAUGACAGAGAAGACACCAGUACCAACACAAACGAGAAUGGUUCCACGGGUAACGGUACUCCCAACACAGAAGGAAAUGGGGACGGCGGAGGAACUGAGUAUGUUCCUGGUGAUACUGGCGUCCAGCGGGAACCUCUGUCAGAUAAUGUUCAUUUUGGACCUGCGGGCAUUGGACUGCUCAUCAUGGGAUUCUUAGUCCUGGGAUUGGUCCCAUUUUUGUUGAUGUGUUGUGAAUGUGGCGGUGCCCCCGGUGGUGGAGCUGGCUUUGAGCCUGUUCCUGAAUGUUCUGAUGGAGCAAUUCAUUCAUGGGCAGUAGAAGGACCACAGCCUGAACCCCGGGAUUUGACCACUGUCUGUGUACCACAAAUACCACCUGGUAAUGUAAAUAUGAUCGAAUGCAUUGAUAACUCAGGAGUUUAUACAAAUGAGUAUGGUGGCAGAGAACUGCAAGAUCUGGGAGGAGGAGAAAGAACAACAGGAUUUGAACUAAUGGAUGGAGUGAAAACAUCAGCUCCACCUGAAAUAUGUCAAGAAUAUUCUGGAACAUUAAGAAGAAAUUCUAUGAGGGAAUGUAGAGAAGGUGGUCUGAAUAUGAAUUUCAUGGAAAGUUACUUUUGUCAGAAGGCAUAUGCUUAUGCAGAUGAAGAUGAAGGACGCCCAUCCAAUGACUGCUUGCUCAUAUAUGACAUUGAAGGUGUAGGUUCCCCCGCCGGCUCCGUGGGCUGUUGCAGUUUCAUUGGAGAAGACUUGGAUGAAAGCUUCUUGGAUACUCUGGGACCUAAAUUUAAGAAGUUGGCAGAUAUCAGCCUAGGAAGAGAAAUCGAAUCAUAUCCAGACCCCGAUCCUUCUUGGCAACCUCAGACCACUGAACCAACUUGUCCCCAACAGACAACAGAGCCCAUGGCCAGUGGACACCCACCAAUCUCCCCGCACUUUGGCACUACUACAGUAAUUUCUGAGAGCACCUAUCCCUCAGGACCUGGUGUACAACAUCCCAUGCCAAUUCCUGAUCCUCUGGGUUAUGGUAAUGUCACUGUGACUGAGUCUUAUACCACCUCUGGCACUCUGAAGCCCUCUGUCCAUCUUCAUGAUAACCGGCAUGCAUCAAACGUGGUGGUGACGGAGAGGGUGGUGGGCCCAAUCUCUGGCGCUGAUUUACAUGGAAUGCUAGAUAUGCCUGACUUGAGAGAUGGCUCGAAUGUGAUAGUGACAGAAAGGGUAAUAGCGCCAGGUUCAAGUCUACCCACCUCUCUGACUAUCUCUAAUCCUAGAGAGUCUUCAAAUGUGGUAGUGACAGAAAGAGUAAUCCAACCAACUUCUGGCAUGAUGGGCAGUCUGAGUAUGCACCCUGACUUAUCAAAUGCCCACAAUGUGAUUGUGACAGAGAGGGUUGUUUCUGGUGCUGGCAUAAGUGGAAUUAGUGGCACAGCUGGGUUAAGUGGAGGUGGGGGCAUAGGUAGCAGUGGCCUGGUUAGCACCAGCAUGGGUGCUGGUAGCAUGGGCCUGAGUGGGGCUGGAGUAAGUGGUGGUGGCAUUGGGCUGAGUAGCAUGGGUGGAGGUGGGGGCUUGAGUAGUAGCAUGGGGGGGACAGCCACUAUUGGUCAUGUGAGGAGUUCCUCUGACCAUCACUUUAGCCAGACCCUCGGAUCUUCCUCCCCUAGCACAUCUCGAAGUCGAAUUACAAAGUACAGUACAGUACAAUAUACCAAGUAAUCAGGAUCCCAGCGUACCUAUUCACAGUAAUUGUGAUUUAGGUUCAAUUCUCACCACCCCAAAAUCUAACAAUGCAAUUUAUGAUGCACAACUAGGUGCUAAGAUAAUUGUGGAACAAGCUGAGGAACCACAAUGAGAAAAAUAAAUGGAAACAUUGCUGUGGGGGAGAGUCCUCCUUAGCAUUCACAAACAUUUUUCUUAUAUUAGUACUAAUGAAAUUGUGAUCAUGAACUAAAUUAAUGCAUGGUCUUCUUUUGUGGCUGCGUGGCCUAUAGGGUCUUUUUUGCAUCUAUGUGGCCUCUAGUAUAUCUACAGCAUGUUGAAUAAAUAAAAUGUGAUCAUGUAAAAGCACUGACCUUAAGAUGGCAAUUGAUGUAAUUCUUGCUAUGUUAUGAUUUGCCUUUCACUCAGGCAACAUUCAAAAAGAAUAAACCUGUGAUAUGUUUUUGUGGGGAAACGGCUUAUAAACAUACCAUUUCCCCACAUAGGCCCUGUUAAUUUCACAGAUAAUAUAAAUGAAAAAUCCAACACAGAUUCAGAGCAGGGUUAAUCAUUAAAUAAAAUCUGACUACAUAAUCAAGUCCACAAGCCACCAAAGACUCUUACCUUGACUGCGCUUUAAUAGGACUCAAUGAAAUAAAUUUCAAAUUAGGAAAUACUUCCUAGAGGAAAAUUCUAUUAAAGAGCAGCAAGAAAGUAAGAUUUGUUCAGGGGAAGAUGGCAAUGUCUACACCUGAAUUUCAAGAUGGGACUUCAUUUAAAUCUCCUAUGGAGUCAAGGACUUUUCUGAUUCUAGACUGUGUGUGAUGAUAGAUGUGAUCUUGAAGAAUAUUGCUUACUGGUGAGGUUAUGGGACAUCACACUUAUUUCUCUCUUUACCACUGUGGUAGUGAAUCAAUAAUAAGGAAAACUUGUCAAGUUAACUCCUUAGAUUGAAGCGAAUAACACCAAACACGGUUGUCAUCACUGGUGGGAAAUGACCUUCCAAGUAAGCAGAUGGAACUGCAUUGUAUUUUCAGAUUGUGUUUUCAUUACAUGCUAUUCACUUGCACCCAGCUCUUUAUUACAUAACUCCUAAGUUUAAAAUGAUCUACUUAAGCUGAGCUGUGGGAAGAAAAGCUAGCAGUGUGGUUAAGCUUUGGGGGAAUUUUUUAAGGGUUUCUAAAAAAUGUUUUUAGAACAUGUAAACUGUUUUAAAUGGGGAAAGUUAGAAAAGAAUUGUUUGGUAAAGUAAUACCGUACUAAUUAUUAGCUUUAAUUGAGUUUGGUACUUUCUUUUAACAAUCCUCUGCUGCCAUUUUGAGGUGAUCAACCAGGAACCUUUAACAGAGUUGAUGAUAUUGUGUUAGCAAGAAUGAAAUAACACUAUUAGUGUAUCCCACUCCCUAAUUAAAUUUUUUCACUAGCAUAAAUUUUAAAUUGCUGGUUUGAGUUUUAAUAAGCUCUUGGCUUAGACUUGGAUCUGAUUAAUAGUUUCCAAAUACAAUAGCAUAAUAUAUUUAAUAUAUUUUUCUAACUUCAAAAUUUAGUAAUGUGCUAUUUAUGAUGUAUUAUUUCUGUGUAUUUGCCAUAUUAUGUUACCUGAUUUUAAAAUAUCUAAAAAGAAUCAGAAAGAUAAGUAACUUUACUAUUGCAUGGUAGAGGAAUUUUUUCUCUUUUUAAUUUUAUUGUUAAUUUAAAUUUCACUAAAGUGAAACUGGAUAUGACAAAAUAAAAUUAGAAAAAAUAAUAUCUUUCCCCUUGAAUUGUAAAUUAUAUACAACUUUUAAAGAUUUUUUUCUCCUGACUACUAAAAUUUCCCAGGGUGUUACAUGAUCAAAGAAUUAUCAUUUAACUUCCUACGUUUGUCAAAGAGGGCUAGGAGUGAAUUGUUUUACUUCGAGCUAUUCUGCUCUACAUGAUAGCAGACGAGGUUGAUAUUUUAAAGGCCACAAUAUGCAUCUUGUUUUAACUCUGUAGAAUAUGUAAAAUUUUGACAAUCUGUAGCAUGCCAAAAUGCAGAGGUGUAAAUAAAUUUAUUCAAAGGGAGUCUUUCUUUUAUUUCUUUCUGCCACUUAGGGGAUUGCAUUAACGAUGGGUAUUUUUUUUUCCAGAAACAAAGUCAAGAGGUGUUUAUUGAAAUAUACUUGAGUAUGCCUGAGUUCAGGAGUUUGAGGGAAUAUAAAUAAUUAUUCAUUAAUUAAGAAAUUAACUAGUUAAUUAAAGGGAAUGGUAUCUGACCAUAAGAAUUUUAUUUAUUGUCUUGCUAUGAUGUAUCAUCAUAAGCCUUUUCUUAAAAUACCUGAUACCUUCCAGAGAUAUUUUUUGGGUUGUCUAACAAAGGGCAGAAUAACAAUCUCAAAGCUGCUGUUGUUAAGAUCAAUUAUAAAAUUAUGAAAAAUACAAUUUUAAGAUGCUAAUAUUAGUCAUUUAUCUUUCUAGGAAGAGUCCUUCAAGUCAACCUUUUUUUGGGGGUGGGAGUGGCUGGAGAUUGCACAAUGAUGUUUUAAUUGUUCAGUUGUAAAUCUCACAAUUGCCUUUUUAAGACAACGAUUCUAAGACUCAUGUAAAGGUAUAUUUUUCAAUAAAUGACCUUUGGGCAGAAUUUCAUUCUUUAGAUGGUUUACUCUCAUUCAUAUGCAUUAUUCCAUAGACCUAGAAGAGAUACAGAAAUAAUUUCAUAAGUAAAUAACUAUAAUUUAGAUUCAUAUGGCAAGUUAAAUUGUAAAACAAACUUGCUCUUAACAAAAGGGAGAAGGAAUAGACAGUAACUUAGUGUUUUGCAUAUAUGGUUUGAAAACAAACCAUAAUGUUUAUAUAACAUCUGAUUUUCUAAAAAGGUAUUCCUCAAGACAAAAAUUACUGUAUUAUAAAUACUUUAUUAUUUAAUGUCAACCAAAAUACCAUCUUGAGCUAAUUUGGACAUUGAAUUCCAGAUAUGUCUGCUACGUAUUUCUUACCUCUAUGCAUAUUGCCUGAUGUAACUAUUUGCACUGAAAAACUUGCAGAUAAAAUGUCUUUUUAGCAUUAUUUAUAUAUCUUCAUCUGAACUUCUGCUCUACAUUUAUUAAUAAAGUUUUGGCAUCAUAAUUUCAUUUAAUGUA